AUGCUCAAGUGGCUUCAAUUUGUACCGAAGACAUACAUUGUAUUUGCUACAAGAAACUUCUACAUCGGUGCGAUUGAUGGCGGGCUUUUGCGUCACGCAUUUCGUACGGAAGAUGCCAACAAAGAUGAUCUGCCACUGCUCGACGAUUCGAUCUCGGCAGCGACGGCAUUAUGGAGAAAGGAGGAGCUACUUUUGCGUCUCAAAAGUCUGCUAAACUGUAGUCACGAGCAGACGGAAAAAUUGUACAAAGCAAACAGAAAGGCGUUGCGUAUCUUUGCACCAAAGCUACUUACAGAUAACAUCGAGUUACUGCGAGCGAAUGGCAUUGAGGAUAAGUUUAUUUACGAAAAUCCGCGUGUACUUUCGACCCCUACAGGCGAGCUUGCUACGAAAUUGAAAUUAUUACAAGAGCUUCCUGCGGUGGAGGAUUGCAAAAUGCUUUCACCUUUCCUGAAAGCCUCCCUCAAAUCUAUCCAGCGUAUGGUUGAUGUGGCGAAGCAAGAGACGAUACCUGGUGGAAAUCGCAUCAAUUAUAUCAGUGAACGAACCGGCACUGAAGUUCCUAUGGUGAUCAAAUUCUUCGCCACCAACAUACGCGUGUAUCGUAUCACACUGGACAAAUUCAUAUCCAAUUUAAACAUUUGUCUGGAGCACUUCGAACCUGCCCAUGUUAUGCGACACCUAUCGGUGUUAGCCUACGCACCAGCUUCGAUAAAAGAACGGUUGCAAGCGUUAGAAAAUUCCCCAUUGGAAAAGAUUAAACCAUGGAUGGUGCGCGUACCAGACAUUGCUCUCGGCAAAUCGUUUGAGGCAGUCAUCGAGAAAGGUAGGCAGCCGGUGUUUAAAGAUAGCGUAACAAGCACAUGGUUUGAAACGUACGUUCUUAAGCGUGUGGAGUCACUGCUCGGUUGUUCGGAGGAAACAAGUCGAGAGAUAUAUGAAAAGUGCAAUGGUUCAGUCUACUUAGUCGAUAAUAUUGAAUUCCUGCUGGAUAAGGGAGUGCUGGCCGAGACGAUUACAAAACAGGCGACCAUAUUAAUGACAAAGCGGGAAGAUCUUCAGCAAAAGAUAAACACACUAGGGACGUUGCAGUGUUUGAGGAAUUUAAACGACGUUAUACCGUUGUGCGUGCUGAAGACAUAUCAGCUGAAGAAGAUUGUAAACAAUCUGAACAACGAGCAGCUCGGUUCAAUCAACACGAACCGAAUAUAUUACUUCUCCGAAAAUAUCGGAUUUAAACCGAGCGAAGUGGCGGAACAAUUUGCACGCCGGACGUUCAUGUUUCGCGUACCGAAGGAUAGCUUUCUCGCCAACCUGAAGCUAUUUCUGGAGCACAUGAACCGGGAAGAUAUUUUAGCGGAUCUGUGGGCGUUCAAGUAUUCUCCUGGUGUAGUGGCCGAGCGCAUCGCUCGGGCGAAAGAAGUGCGCGGCAAGAAGCUGAUGCCAUGGAUGGUCCGGUGUCCGGACGUUGUUCUAGAGAAAUCGUUACAGCUGACGAAGGAUAGCGGUGCUUUGCUUGGCGAGAAUGAAACAAUUGUCGAGUAUUUCUGUAAGCGGCUAGGGUUCGAUCGUGAGGUAGCCAAUUCGAUCAUCAUAAAAACUCCGUCAGUCCGGAAUGUGCGCAUUACAAAGGUGAAAAAAGUGAUUGACUAUCUGCUAGAUGAGCUGGACUACAAACCAAAUGAUAUUGCGCUAAACCCACGCAUCCUGAUGCAUAGUUUGCAGACCACGAAAAAGCGUAUGGCACAGCUGAAGGAAAUCGGAUGUCGGCCAAAAUCAUUGAUUAUCGUUUGCAAAAGCCAGCGUCAGUAUGAUAUGUUCGUAAAGGAAUGGAUAGCUUCGAAGGAACGGAAGAAAAAGAUUCACCAAUAUGGUUAGGAGGUCGUGCAGAGUUGGUGCUUGUUGGCGAAAAAGUACACGAAUAAAUGUUUGUUAGAUGAUUAGGAUAAACAGAUGAAAGUAGCCCAAGAGUGUAAAUCACGUAAAAUGUUGAAAAUAUGAGUACCUAAAAGGUGUAGUGUAGAGAAACGAUCGUAAUUGAAAACGGUUUAAAAGGUUUGUGCAAAAGUUCGACACCUCUGGAUUACAUGUGUACGAGCGUAAGUUGAAGAUUUCAUUCAAAAACUCGGUACUCGGAAAUCGAAUUUUAUACCUAAAUCAUUAUUUAACUCAACAGUUUAGUAAAAUACUAGGUAUACCUAAUUUAAUUCAAUUUUUUCAAAUGAUUUAUUCUAGUCC
Anopheles funestus (African malaria mosquito) is the source of this 2238-nucleotide messenger RNA. RefSeq names its product transcription termination factor, mitochondrial (gene mTTF). NCBI's taxonomy places the organism in Eukaryota, Metazoa, Arthropoda, Insecta, Diptera, Culicidae. The transcript has 2 exons. The record is from RefSeq and is a predicted model, not a curated record. Gene Ontology annotation, cellular component: mitochondrial matrix. Bases 1 to 1878 code for a protein of 625 amino acids. Gene Ontology annotation, molecular function: double-stranded DNA binding. Gene Ontology annotation, biological process: regulation of DNA-templated transcription; termination of mitochondrial transcription.